This is a messenger RNA of Monopterus albus (swamp eel), 921 nucleotides long. Its product is annotated as voltage-dependent T-type calcium channel subunit alpha-1I-like. The record is from RefSeq and is a predicted model, not a curated record. Lineage: Eukaryota; Metazoa; Chordata; Actinopteri; Synbranchiformes; Synbranchidae. Gene Ontology annotation, cellular component: voltage-gated calcium channel complex. The transcript has 2 exons. Gene Ontology annotation, biological process: calcium ion import across plasma membrane. Gene Ontology annotation, molecular function: high voltage-gated calcium channel activity. Bases 10 to 765 code for a protein of 251 amino acids.
UCCUUCUUUAUGAUCAACCUGUGCCUCGUGGUCAUCGCCACCCAGUUCUCAGAGACCAAGCAGAGGGAGCACCAGCUGAUGCAGGAGCAGCGAGCACAGCGCUCGUCCUCCUCCACGCUCGCCAGUGAACCUGGGGACUGCUACGAGGAGCUCUUUCAGCUGGUUUGCCACUUUCUCCGCAAGGCCAGGAGACAAACUGUCACCCUUUUCAACACCUUGCGGGGGAAACCUCGUGGCUUUCGGGGUGUCGGUAGAGGUAGACUGGGUGGAGAAGGUAGGGAGAGAAAUGCCAACGGACGGGGAGGACGCGAGAGGAGGGCAGUGUUGAGGCACGGUCCUCCCUGUCCUUAUCAUAAUAAGCCCGAUCAUGCCUCACCUGCUGAUCCUAUGGCUCUCACCACCACCUCUGCCAGCGACAGCUGCCCUCAGUGUGCCACAGCCCUGUCACUCACUGAUGGUGUUGGCCCAGUUCAUGGUGCAGCCAGCGAGGAAGCAGAGGAGGGAUCUAUGGAGGAAACAGACAGGGAGCAGGUACAGUCUGCUGGUAAAGAGAAGGACAAGAAAGACCAGAACAACGCAGGGACCCAUUCUGAUUGUAAUCCUAAGAAGCAAUGCAAGAACCUAUGGCAUGAGAUAAGGCUGAAGCUGUGGGGCAUCGUGGAGAGUAAGUACUUCAACCGAGGCAUCAUGAUCGCCAUCCUGAUCAACACCAUCAGCAUGGGCAUCGAGCACCAUGAGCAGGUAUUUGUUGCAUGUGUUUUCUAAAUGAUUUUAAUCAACUUGUCCACUUCAUGGGAACAGCUGGGUGGGACAUUAUACAGUGAAAAGGGACACUUGGCAUUUUACAAGCUUUAUGUCUGAAAUAAACUGGAAUUGGUUGACUCAUGGUAAUUACAUGGGUGGCAUGGUGGGGCAGUGAUU